Messenger RNA from Paralichthys olivaceus (Japanese flounder), 1695 nucleotides. Its product is annotated as protein C1orf43 homolog. The record is from RefSeq and is a predicted model, not a curated record. NCBI's taxonomy places the organism in Eukaryota, Metazoa, Chordata, Actinopteri, Pleuronectiformes, Paralichthyidae. Gene Ontology annotation, biological process: phagocytosis.
ACGGUAACGUGGCUGGAGCGUCGUAAAUGAGCUGCAACUGUCGUUACUCUCGGAGCUAGCACAAGCUAAACUGCGCAAUUUCACGCAAGAUGUCGACUAACGGGAACAUUAGAACAGUCACCGCGUAGUUAGUUCUCUCUUUGAUCAAAUCGUUCGAAAGCCGCGGGGGGAACAACAGCUUCUCGUCUGCGCUACAGAGACUUUUUUUUAAUCUUCAAAAUGAACCGACUGUUAGCUUCCAGGCUAACGGAGCAACACAGCGGUGCGAGUGUUUGCUAGCGAGCUAGUCGACCUGUGGAUGAAGUGAACUCACUGACAGGAAACAUGGCCGAGUCGCCCCCUCUGUCGGGGGUUAACGUUGUUCUGGUCAUGGCCUAUGGGAGUCUGGUGUUUGUGUUGUUGUUUAUCUUCGUCAAGAGGCAAAUCAUGCGGUUUGCAAUGAGGUCCCGGCGGGGACCCCACGCGCCCAUCGGCCACAAUGCCCCCAAGGGUCUGAGGGAGGAGAUCGACUCCAGACUCUCCAAAGUGCAGGAGAUCUGCUUCGAACCUCGUCUCCUGUCAGAGGAAGAUGACAGACUGAAGCAGGGGCUUCAGAUUAGUUGCUACAACUACCUGUACAGAAUGAAAGCUCUGGAUGCCAUCCGUGACUCAGGAAUUCCUCUGCAGGAGAUAAGCUGCAGUCCCAGUGCGUUUACAGGACGCAACUUCAGGAACUGGCUGCUAGAGUUGCGCAACUCCCACUCCUUGAUAAAGAGCAGCCACAGUUCGCUCAUUGAGCGCUUGCUCGAGGGCUACGACAGCGCUCGCCACGGAACUGGGGUGUUCGGGGAAGCCGAGUUUCUUGAAUAUCAGCAGGCUCUCGACGAACUCGCUGAUGUGGUGAAGGCCUAUUCCAGCACCACCAGUCUGGACCAGCAUCAUCAGUCGGCAGCCAAGGACCUGACGGGGUCUCCUGUCCGCAGCACCCCCUCCACCAUCCAGGUCACCUACCUGCCCUCAACCGGGCAGCGCAGCAAGAGGCCCAAACACUUUCUGGAGCUCAAAAGUUUCAAAGACAAUUACAACACGCUGGAGAGCACGCUGUGACACGCUGCAACAUGCUGCCGUCACGCUGCCGUCACGCUGCCGUCACGCUGCCGUCACGUACUGACAGAAAACGUUGGUGUGGUGUGUGAGCAUGUGCGCUCAAUAGUGACACAGCCUACUGGGAAACUUAGUUUUCAAAUGUUGAAAACCUCCCUACGAUGGUCAGAAUGACAAAUGACUUGUGUGUUUUCAUACAUAUUUUAGUAAAUAAUUUAAAGGAAUUAUCUAGAAAAAGAUUUCCCAAGUCAAACAAUUGUUCAAACCUUAAAGUCAAAAGAUUUUUUCCUCAUUAUGAUGAUGCACUGAUGUUGCACCAAAGCCUUUUACUUUGUGUUCAGAGGACAAACAUGAUUGUAGCUCACAUGGCAAGAUUUUCAUUGUCAUUUUUGUAGAAACAGCAAAGUCAAUUACAAAUCACCUGGAUUCACUUGUAUUUUUCAUCAACAGUCCAAAUGUAAAUAUACAUAUGUACCAUUUGAUUUGCUGUGUUUGUAGAAAUGUCAAAUAUUUAUAUGGACGGUUAUGAUGUAUUUAACGGAUACUGUGUGAUUUUUGUAUUUAUGUGAGGUUGUACUUUGUGGUUUGAGAUAAAAAAAAACAAACAUUGAA